This is a messenger RNA of Blastomyces gilchristii SLH14081, 2024 nucleotides long. RefSeq names its product 60S ribosomal protein L42. The record is from RefSeq and is a predicted model, not a curated record. Gene Ontology annotation, biological process: translation. Lineage: Eukaryota; Fungi; Ascomycota; Eurotiomycetes; Onygenales; Ajellomycetaceae. Bases 96 to 416 code for a protein of 106 amino acids. The transcript is spliced from 4 exons. Gene Ontology annotation, cellular component: cytosolic large ribosomal subunit; ribosome. Gene Ontology annotation, molecular function: structural constituent of ribosome.
GCUCGCUGGGCAACAAGUCUCCGCCCUCCAGACUCCGACAACCAGGACACCCAGCGACACCACCCCCAGUUCGACAGCCGGCCAAUUCAGUCAAAAUGGUCAACAUUCCCAAAACCCGCCGGACGUACUGCAAGUCCAAGGAAUGCAGGAAGCACACCCAGCAUAAGGUCACCCAGUACAAGGCUGGAAAGGCCUCGCUAUUCGCACAGGGAAAGCGUCGUUACGACCGUAAGCAGAGCGGUUACGGUGGUCAAACGAAGCCUGUUUUCAGGAAGAAGGCAAAGACGACAAAGAAAGUUGUUCUGCGGUUGGAGUGCACAGUCUGUAAGACCAAGGCCCAGCUGGCUCUGAAACGAUGCAAGCACUUCGAGUUGGGUGGUGACAAGAAGACAAAGGGAGCGGCUCUUGUUUUCUAAGCUUUUUAAUCCAAAUCUUAUCCGUUGUCCUGGGUUUCUAUCCGCCUUUUUCCAUUUCUCUUUCUCUUUUUUUUAUAUUUUUCUGUUCUCCUUUUAGCAUUUGUGGGCACACACGCUCUGUAAAUAGAGCGGAUGGUUGAAAUUCUAAAAAAAAUGAAAAUGAAAGUCAUGAACAGUCCCUGAUUUUUUAUUUUAUUUUACACGACACACCCUUUCAUUUUUUCGCUGAUCGUUGUUCGUUUUACCUUCUCCCGCUCAUGACCAAAACCAGACGUAGACAGUCCGCAGGGUUGUCUAGAUGCCGAACACGUCGAUUGGUGAAGCACGUACCGUCUCUCGCGGCCUAGGGGGGCCUAUUUCCUGAUAACAUAUGGGAUACGCCGACAUCGACUUGGUGGCUUUAUCCAAAUCCAUAUCUCCGUCUGUCCCCAGAAAUAUAUAUAUCCGACAGCUUAUUCCUACACCCAAAAUUGUUCUUAGCUUCGCUCUCCGUCAUCGCUGCGCCGUCUUCGCUCUCAGCUCUUAGCCCAUUUUGAUCAAGCUGGCGCCGGAAAUUCUUCCUAGGACAGAAGGAGCGAUGAACGGUACCUUCCCACUUCGUAUAUGAGGGUUUUGAAGGUCAGAAGUCGCGACUCAAAAAGCGAUAUAUACAUUCAGAGCCGCACUUUCCUUCAAAACUUUUGACCAAAAGAAAAUCUCGGAAGAGGAAAAAAUAAAUUACCCUGCAUUCCCUAUACAUUUUAGGGGACAUGCGUGCAUGAUGACGGGGAUAGGGACGUGGGGGGAGGCGGAGACUCUCGGACAGGGACAUCAUCAGUAGUACUGACUUGAGUGAAAUGACAGGUCCAUAAUAUUAUCUGACAUCCAGAGGGGAUUAUGGCUUUGAGGGGGUUAUGUUUUGUAGAAGAGUUUCUGCCGUAUAUAUGCCAUGCCAGCAGAAGCAGAGCAGAGCAGCUCGAAUAGUUUUAUGACUUCAACAAUUUUCAAAUCUCAGUGGACACUUUAUUAGGUACCUAGCGCAUCUGUUUGUCUAUCAAUAGGCAGAUGGAGAAUGCGUACAUGAGAGAAAUUAUUAAACUCCCGUAGUGGUUUGGAAUGAGAAAUGCACAACGAUCCCUUUUGCAUACUCAUUCGUGCUCAUAGGAAAACCUCUCAAUAAAAUAGCUUUGUGAAAGAGUAUCUCUCUUCUCUCUGCGGAUUACACGUUCAUAUUACGUAUGCCCCCUCUUCUCUCAUCUCGAAUUAUACUAUGUAACAUCUUGUUUAUAGAUAUCUCCCUCUUAUCUCACAUCUCACAUCUAAUCAUUCAUUAUAUAUAGAUAGAUAUAUACCUAUUAAACCAAAAGAGGGGGAAGAGAAAGAUAGUUACAAGGUCUGAUUUUAUUUGAACAAGGAGAAAGAAAAUAUACAUCGAAAUCGAUGAAAAGGAUUGUGUGUUGGACCUUGCCGUGUGUGGGGGUUGUUGGAGGUAUAAAGGGAAAAAAAAAAGAAAAAAAAUCACCAGGGAAAUCUACCCGGUUUUCCGUUCUAUAUAAUGGUUAGGUUUGGUUAAACAGCCCGAGUAGUUGUGUCAUUGACUGAGUCGAAAAUGCAAGAAUAGGAAAAUGA